AAGGCAUUUCUAAGAAAUAUUUCACAAAAUCCUGUGUGUCGUGACCUACCUAAAACCUUCGUCACGCGACCAUCCCUAAAUCAAAUGUAUCUCAACGGGGCUAUCGUGUAAAAGCAACAGCCAGCGAAGGACGAAGCCAAUCUAACGGGACAAAAGGGACGAGCAGGACGCAGGACUCGUGUGCGUGUGAUUGUGUGGGAUGGAAGAGGAAGCAGCAGCACUGGCCAGCCAUUCACCCACCAGCGCUGACGCAGUCGAGCCAGCUUCGAACGAAUUGGGCAAAAUUUAAUUCACGCCGCCGGGUCUCUAAAAAUUCACGGGAGCCGAAGGAGCAACAGGAGCAGGAGCAGCAGGAUCAGUGCGAAUCAACAUCAUGUAUCGGCUAGCGGUGCGAGAUCAGUGCAAGUGCGCCCUGCAGCGUACGCUGCAACAGAGCACCACAAACAGCAGACAGUUUGGCGGAAGCAGCAGCGGAAAUGGGAGCAGGGACCAGGGCCGGCGGCAACAAGGACAUCAAGGAUACCAGAGCCUGCCGCCGCCACCGAAUAUGCGCGAAGCUGGCUUCGGCAAAGUGGUGCUCUUCGUCUCCCCACUGGCGGCCGUCGGCGGAGUCAUCACCUAUGCCAAAUACGACGACGACUUCCGUAAACUGGUGGAAAAGAAUGUGCCCGGCUCAGGCUCCAUCAUCAAAGUGGCGCUGCAGGAGGAGCCGCCCUUUAAGGGCAUCACCAAGAACGUCAACGAUCAGAUCGACAAGGUCAAGUCUGGCUUCGAGACCGUGACCUCCACCGUAGACUCGGUUACCUCCAAGGUGACGGGUCUGUUUGGCGGCGGCAGCGGCAGCGGUGAUGACAAAACCAAGAAGGCCAAAGUGGAGCCGUUGAAGGCCACUCCUGCCGAGGAGAAGAAGCCUUCGAAAACCGCCGAGGUCAGCAAGACGGAAGCAAAGCCAGCGGCGAAGCCCGAGAAGCCAGUCGCAGCACCUGCGCCCGCUCCCAAGCCCAAGGAUGAGCCGCUGCCCCGCGAGGUCGUCGAGUUGGAGAAGGCCAUCGAGCUGGCCGCCCAACUGGCCGUCAAGGAGUACAACAGCGCCAUAUCCGUGUUGAAGGGCUUCAAUGAUGAUGUGCGCAAGGUGGUGGACAAGGCGGUGGAGAAUGGAGAGAACUCUCUUUGGACCACGCUUAAGAAUCGCGCGAGUGCCCGUGACACGGCCGUGGCCACGGCGGAACGAGCAGCGCGUGAGGCCCAGGAGAAGAUUAUUGCCUGCGAGAUCGCCCUGAGUGCAGCGGCAACGGCGCAGAACUCAAAAAAAGUGGAGGCUGUGCGCGACAAAAUCAAGAAGCUGGUGGAUCACAUAGGCAACGUCAAGGAUGAGCUCUACCGGCACAAGGACACUGCCAGCGUGUCGGACAAGUACUGGCGCAAUGUGGAGAAGGCGCGCAACUACUUCAUUGACGAGAUCGAGUCUAUUUUCCCCGGCCUCAGCUUGGCGGACAAGAAACUCAACUUGUCAAAGGAGGACCUCGACCUGUUCAUCCUGCAUGCCUACACCCAUGUCUUGGCCUACCAAAAGGAGCUGCAGCGCCUGCAAACCGACGGCGAGCUGCGCCUGAAGCGGGCCAUUGAUUCGGUUCGCGGCGACAACGAUUCGGAGGCUCUGCGCGCCCAACUGGAAUACCAUUUGGAGGCCGAGCGACGCAAGCUGGCCGUGGAGAACCAGAAGAAAAUCUUCCACAUCCACGCCGAGUCGGACAAGCAGCUGCGUCUGCAGCUCAAAAAGCAGGCGGAGGCCCACGCCGACCACAUCAAGGACAUCGUAGCCCAGCGGGAGACCGACCUCACGCGCAGCUUCAAGCGCGAGCUGGAGGACAAGCUGGCCAGCGAGAAGGCCAACUAUAAGCUACAAUUGGCCGCCAUGCUGGGCAAGCUGCGCGGCAUGGAUGCGGCUUUAGCAGAGCGUGCGGAUGCAGAGCGUACUGCCAAUCAGGCGCAGGCCUUGUGGGCCGCCUGUCAAGCUCUGUGGGCCUCCGUGCGCACUGCCACUCCUGGCGUGCACUACAAGGAGAAGCUGCGUCCGCUGAAGAACGAGAUCAACGCCAUUGCCAAGGUGGCGAAGGGCGACGAUCUGGUGGCGGCCGUCUUGCAGAGCAUGCCACAGGAGGCUCAGGAGCGCGGUGUCUAUCCCGAGGAUGCGCUGCGAGAGCGUUUCCUUAACGUGGAGCGCGUGGCACGACGACUGGCGCUGGUGCCAGAGGAUGGAGCCGGCCUGCCCAUCUACUUCCUGUCCUAUCUGCAAUCGCUGUUCAUCUUGCGACCCGAUAAUCCCAUAUCCAAGGACGAACUCGAAAACAAACCCUUCGACUACAGUAAACUGGACACCUACGACAUCCUAAAUCGGGCCAGAUACCAUGUGGAUCGCAGCGACUUUCUGCAGGCGCUGAAAUACAUGAACCUGCUGCAGGGUGCAUCCCGCCAGAUUGCCGGCGAGUGGAUAAAGGAGGCCCGGCUUAUGCUGGAGACGCAGCAGGCGGCCAACACUCUGAUGGCCCACGCAGCAGCCAGUGGCCUUUUGUAUUUGUAGACUACGUCCCACAAACCCUUCCUCCAGAAACAAAACGAUACACUUAUUAUUUGUUAUUAGUCCGGGAGAAGACGGAACAAAAGCCACUUAAUGCAACAAAUAAACAGCAAUAUGUAAUUUGUCCAAUUAGA
This is a messenger RNA of Drosophila gunungcola (fruit fly), 2712 nucleotides long. Its product is annotated as MICOS complex subunit Mic60. The coding region runs from base 374 to 2581 and encodes 735 amino acids. NCBI's taxonomy places the organism in Eukaryota, Metazoa, Arthropoda, Insecta, Diptera, Drosophilidae. The transcript is spliced from 9 exons. The record is from RefSeq and is a predicted model, not a curated record. Gene Ontology annotation, cellular component: MICOS complex. Gene Ontology annotation, biological process: cristae formation.